AUUUCCUGAUUGGAUGAGUUUGACGCCGCGUGCGGACAGACAGCCAGCUGAAAGAGGUCGCGUGUCUGCUGCCUGUCAACCUCUUGAUAACUACAUACUCAGUUCACAUUUGUAUCCACGCGUAAAAAUCAAUCAUGGAAUUAUUGAAUCGAUACCUGGACAGGAGUAACUCAGUUAGCUCCGUCUUGACCCAAGAGGUUAUCAGGGAGGAGACCCUGAGGGAUGACCUGAAGUAUUACUUCAUGAGCCCGUGUGAGAAGUACCGGGCCCGACGACAUUUACCCUGGAAACUGGGGGUGCAGAUACUUAAAAUCAUCAUGAUCACUACACAACUCAUCCUGUUCGGCCUCAACAACCAGCUGGUGGUGUCCUAUAAGGAGGAGAACAUGAUGACGCUGAAAAACCUUUUCCUGAAGGACUACAGUGGAGUGGAUGAGGAUGACUACUGUGUCGCCGUCUACACGCAGCAUGGCGUCUAUGAAAGUCUGUUUUAUGCCCUGGAUCAGUACAGCCAGUUGGGCCGCCUUUCUGUGGGUCCCAUUAGUUACGCUGAGGAUGAUGACGGCAAGCUGCUUCCUCUCAUCAUCUGUAAGGAGUACUACAAGAGAGGCACUGUGGAGCCCUCAGAUGAGGCCUUUGACAUAGACGCUCAGCUAGAAACAGUUUGUAUGUCACAUGAUCCAAAGACUGCGAACCAAUGGAAAACCCAGAAUUCAUCCUUCUUUGAUCUAGACUUUUACAGGCUUGUUGACAUGAAAAUGACCUUCCAGCUGAAAGGAAUCAACCUUCAGACAGUGCGAUCCCGCGAGUUACCUGACUGCUACUUCUUCUACAUCACGAUAACAUUUGACAACCAGUGUCACAGUGGAAAAGUGAAAAUCUUCCUUGACAUAGACGCUCAAAGCAGUGCCUGUCAAGGCUGGAAAAUAUCUGGGACAGCUCAGAAAAACACUCACUAUCUCCUGGUAUUUGACGGCUUUGUCAUUCUUAUUUGCCUGACAUCAGCUGUGCUGUGCACCCGUUCCAUCAUUCUGGCUGUCAGGUUACUCCAGAGGUUUUCCAGAUUCCUUCAUGAGAACUACAAUCGUAAAGUGUGUGAGGAUGACCAGAGCGAGUUUCUGAAUGGCUGGUAUGUUCUGGUUAUCGUCAGCGACCUCUUGGCAACAGUUGGAUCCAUACUUAAGAUGGAAAUAAAAGCGAAGAGUCUGACCAGUUAUGACGUGUGCAGUAUCUUCCUGGGAACGUCUACUUUAAUGGUGUGGGUCGGCGUGAUCAGGUACCUCGGAUACUUCCAGAAAUACAACGUGUUAAUUUUGACCAUGAAAGCAGCCUUUCCCAAAGUGCUUCGUUUCUGCUGCUGUGCUGGCAUGAUCUACCUCGGCUACACCUUCUGUGGCUGGAUCGUACUGGGGCCAUACCAUGAAAAGUUUGAAAGCCUGAGUCGUGUAGCAGAGUGUCUGUUCUCCCUCCUGAACGGUGACGACAUGUUCACCACCUUUGCCCAGCUGAAGGACAAGAAAACUUUAGUGUGGCUCUUCAGCCGGGCCUACCUCUACUCCUUCAUCUCGCUCUUCAUCUACAUGGUUCUGUCGCUGUUCAUCGCCCUCAUCACUGAUUCAUACGAGACUAUAAAGAGAUAUCAAAAGGAAGGAUUCCCAUUGACAGACCUUCAGAAAUUCCUCAGAGAGCAGAAAGAUUUUCCUGUUUCAGAGGAGAGCAGUCAGACAGACGCCAAACUCCGAUACCCGGUGCUGUGCUGCUGCCAGAGAGUUCCUGAAAAUGAUGAUGUCAUACUGAUCAGCUGACAGGUUUCUCAUCUCCAGAUGAGACAACUCAGGGAGGAGGAGGGGGAUGCUGGGAACAGGACUUCACAUGUCUGAUUCAGAGUUACCAUUACAGGUGAUUCUGUCAAGUGCAAUAUCGACACCGAACAAGUUCCCUCUCUUGAACAUGAAACCGGACCUCAAGCUUGAGAGUUGGAAAAGGAAACAAAAAUGUUUUAUACCAGUUUGAAGAAAAGUUCAGGGUACUGUGAGAAUUUUCCUUUCCUUUCUAAGGUCUGAACAUGUAUUCAGUGGCCAAAGAUAUGAAAUCCGUGUUUCCUGCAUUUGGCUUUGAUGCAAAAGCUUUCUGCAGUAGUAGAUGUAAUUUAUUUGUCAAGUGUUCUUCUUGUAAAAACUUCAGUAAAACAAAUAUUUUCAUUAUGUGUUCUGUCUUUAUGCACAAUCCUUUGUUCUUUCAAAACUUUUGUAAAAAAAAAAAAAAAAUAGACUAUAAGAAAAGUGUUUCCCUAAUGGAUUAUUUACAUUUUUACUAAUGUUGGUGACAUUUGAAUGCAGCAGAUUUUGUUCUGUGCUUAUUAAACAACUAACCUGCU
Labrus mixtus (cuckoo wrasse) is the source of this 2377-nucleotide messenger RNA. RefSeq names its product mucolipin TRP cation channel 2 (gene mcoln2). The coding region runs from base 135 to 1805 and encodes 556 amino acids. NCBI's taxonomy places the organism in Eukaryota, Metazoa, Chordata, Actinopteri, Labriformes, Labridae. The transcript is spliced from 14 exons. Gene Ontology annotation, cellular component: membrane. The record is from RefSeq and is a predicted model, not a curated record. Gene Ontology annotation, molecular function: NAADP-sensitive calcium-release channel activity.